AGUUAGUAUUAAUAGGAAGGCGAGGGUACCCUUUACAGCGACGGGUAACCACGCCUGAGGAGCAGGUCAGCUCGACGCUGGAGAUGAAGGUGCAGGCGCCUCGCACACCUUGUCCCUCGCGCGACGCCGUCCGCGCCGCCCGCGGUUUGAUCGGGAGCGGCUGCCUGCGCUGCGGUUCUGGUUCCGGUUCCGGUUCCGGUUGGCGUUUGCACCUGCGACUGCCGUGAGCAGUCAUGGCGUACUCCACAGUGCAGAGAGUUGCUCUGGCUUCUGGGCUUGUCCUGGCUCUGUCGCUGCUGCUGCCCAAGGCCUUCCUGUCCCGCGGGAAGCGGCAGGAGCCGCCGCCGACACCUGAAGGAAAAUUGGGCCGAUUUCCUCCUAUGAUGCAUCAUCACCAGGUACCCACAGGUGGCCAGACUCCUGGGGCUCAUUUCCAGAGGUCUCAUCUUGCAGAGGCAUUUGCAAAGGCCAAAGGAUCAGGCGGAGGUGCUGGAGGAGGAGGUAGUGGAAGAGGCCUGAUGGGGCAGAUUAUUCCAAUCUACGGUUUUGGGAUUUUUUUAUAUAUACUGUACAUUCUAUUUAAGCUCUCAAAGGGGAAAACAACUGCAGAGGAUGGUGGGAAAUGCUCUACUGCCACACCUGGAAACACCCACAGGAAAAUUACCAGUUUUGAGCUUGCUCAACUGCAAGAAAAACUGAAAGAGACAGAAGCAGCCAUGGAAAAAUUAAUCAACAGAGUGGGACCUAAUGGUGAGAGCAGAGCACAGACUGUGACUUCUGACCAAGAGAAACGGUUGCUACAUCAGCUCCGAGAAAUCACCAGGGUCAUGAAAGAAGGAAAAUUCAUUGACAGAUUUUCUCCAGAGAAAGAAGCUGAGGAGGCUCCUUACAUGGAGGACUGGGAAGGUUACCCUGAAGAGACUUACCCAAUUUAUGACCUUUCAGAGUGUAUCAAGCGUAGGCAAGAAACAAUUUUGGUGGAUUACCCUGACCCAAAAGAGCUUUCUGCUGAAGAAACAGCUGAGAGAAUGGGAGUGAUAGAAGAGGAAGAAUCAGAUCAUUUGGGUUGGGAAAGUCUGCCCACUGACCCCAGAGCCCAGGAAGAUAAUUCUGUCACCUCGUGUGAUCCAAAGCCAGAAACAUGUUCCUGCUGUUUUCAUGAAGACGAGGAUCCUGCUGUCUUGGCAGAGAAUGCUGGAUUCAAUGCAGAUAGCUACCUUGAGCAAGAGGAAACCACUAAAGAAGAGUGGUCCCAGGACUUUAGAGAUGAAGGGUUGGGCAUCAACAUCGAUAAAGCAUGUACAGGCAGCAUGCUGAGGAAGCGUAACCCCCAGGGUUUAGAGUGAAAACAGCCAGUCUGAAGUAUCCAUUACUCAAGUCCCAAGGUGACCUUUCUCUCCUCAGAUUUCCUUCUUGGCCCUGUGCCCUGUACUUUCUUCUCUGUGUUCAAGUGUCAUAGCUAUCAGGCCACUAUCACGGAUAUCAUGUAUCCUUCCUGGUGCUCACACACCUGUCACCUUGUAAAACAUGGACAUUAGUGUGAACACAGGACAGCUUUGCUCUUUCUCUUCCCGCCUUUCCCCUAUCAGAGAAGUUGAUCCAUUAAGUAAUUAUGUUUGGUCUAUUGUAGUUACAGAUGGAACCACUCAGGGGCAAAGGUCUGACUCUUCCUGGUAGGUGUAACAGAUAGUUCACCUGUGAACGAACAUCAGCUUACAGAUGAUGAGGACUUAAGGUUGCAAGAAUGAAGAUUUCAGACUCCAAGAUGCCUUAUUCUUUGGGCCUUGAGCAGGUUAGUAGUCCCCUGGGGAAAAGAGAACAUUUUAUUUGUGGGGCUGGGCCCAGAGCAGAGUAAGACUGCUCUCUGAGCUGAAGCCUCUUCCUUGCAGUGAGGGUCUUCCUAGGAACAUUGAUGCUGCCUCAAACGUCCUCUUUUCUCCAGAGUAGGGAAGACUCCCACUGAUCUGAGAAUGAGCCCAGAGGCUUGUUUGGGGACUGUUUUACUCUGAUACUGCCUGGAUAUCUAGCUUCCUUGACCCCUGUUCUGCUUAACAGAACUGCCAAGCCCAGAAGUACCUUUGCACUCCUGGUUUUCAGUGGACAGAGGAAGCUUUAGAUAAAGACUUUAGACCCUGCCUUGCAGAGACAAGACUUGAGGCCAUUGAAGCUGUAGGAAGGCCUGCCCAGGGAUGGUCCUGCCAUGAGGAGGCUGCAGCCCUAUAAGAGGGCUCAAGAUUGUGAAUUCUGCUCCUGCCAUGAGGAGCUCAGAAGGCCAGGAAGCCAGCAACUGGGGAGAGAAUCUGUGCGCUUAUGGACAGUCCUUACCUAAAGCUGUUUCUGAAUGUUGCACCCUUUGAGAAAUUUGUUCUCAAAAGCACAUAAAUUGAAACAGAAAUGAGAACUGAUCUUGUAUACAAAGUGCCAACUCAACAGGGAAGUUGGAGUAUGUCUGUUGCAGAGAACCAAUGUAGCAGCGCCCAGGGGUAGAGACCAUAUGUUCCAUACUCAGAUAUUUGGGUUUUUUGAGAGAGCUGGGGAAAGUCGCAACUAGAUUAGGCCUGGGAGAUUUUGACCAAACUAAAGGCCUUUUCUCCUUACUGCAUCUGACACAUGUCUUGAGACAAGAUAGUACCCAUGAAUUACAUCAUGAAGUAUGUGUGAAUUCAGUUUACAUGUAAGACCUGAGAGUUUGAAGAGGGCACAUUCCCAAAGACAUUCCCAGUCAUGAAAUGUAGAAGACUGGAAAAUUAAGAAUUUAUGUAAAGGUAGAUACGGCUUUUAGAGUUACAUUAUGCUUGGCAUGAAUAAGAUGCCGGGAAAAUAGUUUAAAGUCAUACAUCAGCAUACAGACUGCUGUUAGAAGGUAUGGGAUCAUAGUAAGAUAAUCUGUCAGCUACUACUAGGCAUUUAUUGUUAAUUGAGCUACAGAGAAGUCAUUCAAGACUGAAUUUAUGAAAGUAUAUUGCAUCUAUCUCUGUGUAGAACAUUUGCUUCACAUUGUAAAGAAUGCAGUUUAAAAUGUAUUGAAUGCAAUCUAGAUGUACACUAGAGGUAAAAAAUAACAGGUGCUGUUUACUGUUUCGAUAAAUUGUUUUCUGUUAUUUCCCUUCGUUUACUAUGAGGGGUUGAUUUAUGAGGAGAGCUCUGGGUUCCUCGCUCAGAUUUCCUUUUUGCCCUAGGAUAUGAUUCCCUUAUUAGAGAUAAAUACUUCUGUUUUCUUCUAGCUAAUUCAUUCAUUUAGCAGUCAGUUGCUCAGUGCUAGGUACUAGGAACAGAGGCUCAAUUUCUGCUCUCAAAAAACUCAAUAUAAUGAGAGAGAGCCUGACAGAUAAAAUGAACUAUGACUCUAUAAGAGGGCUCAAGAUUGUGAAUUCUGCAGGCAGAGAAACAUGAGCCAUGGUCUGUCCCUGCAUUUUCUAGCUGUGGAAUCUUGGAUCGGCUCCUUAACUGGUCUGAGCUUUGGCUUCAGGGUAGUAAAGGGAAGAGUAUUAAAAGUUCUGGUUAAAUGAAAUCAGUGUGUGUGUGCGUGUGUGUGUGUAAAACAGCAUUGGUUCUAGCUCAUACAUGAUAACCACUCAUUAAGUGGUAAUUAUUUUUUUAUUAUAAGGGCUAUGCUAUAAUUCAGACAUGGGCCCAAAACUACAGGAAAGAGAAAUUGUUUUUGCUAAAGUAUUUCCAGGACACUUCAGUUUCUUGGGAGGUGGGCCUUGAGGCAUGCUAAGAACUUCUUCAGGUGGGCAAAGAAGAGAGGACAUUCUUGGCAGAAAGAGAUGUUGAAAAAAGCAGUAGGUGUGAAAAUACAUGGAUGUUCAAGUAUUUUGAUGAGGCUGUUAUGUAAAGUGUUGUUAGUCUUUGGGGAAAAUUGGCUUAUAGAAAUUCCUGCCAGAAGUACUAAGCCCUUAUGGUAGUUCUUCCUGCCCUAGCUCUUGGUUGGUUUAUAUAUAAGGAAUAUAUUUGUGUAUGUAUAUAUCAGAUAUUUGGAUGUACCUUUCAGUUAUUUAGAAUUCAGACAAUUGUUUUUGGAUUUUCCAGAAUUAUUUUAUCCUUCAGGGAUGAUAGUUAUGUGUGUAUACAACCCAGGAUGACAAAAUCAUGGGACUGGUUUUUGUUGCCAGGGCUGCUGUUUCUUUUCUUGCGGUCUUCAUUUCUCACAACAAGGGGGCUGGGAACUUGAUCAGUCCCCUGGCCUUUGGGCAGUGUGGCAGAGUACACAAGUCAUACCUCUAUGGACAGUUAGCCCACAAAACAACUGCAUAAUCUGGGAUCAUUCUUGAUAAAUCAGGUGGGUAGUGCAGCCAGGAGAUCCUCUUUCCUGGUCACAACGGGAGCACAAAGAAACCAUUUCAUUAUCUCCAUGACUAGCUCCAGAAGCUGAGCCCAGGGAGGUGUGCUGAGGAGUGGAGGUGUAUUUGGCCUGUAGAAGCAGUGGCCUUUGAGAACCAUACUCUGCACCUUAUAUGGCUUGGGUGAUCAAAUAACUUAUGGUCCAAAUGCAAACACCUUGGAAAAAGGGAGCUUUAAUGUAAUUAUGCCAAGGUGAUAGGCAUAAACUAAGACUAUCCUGGACAUAGGGCCACCUCUGUCUAUAGCCAUCUAAGAUUUUUCAACCUGCUGACUAAACAAACAAAACCCUCUUUCCUUUUUAGAAUAUCCUGUAUAUGCUAUUUCCCACCAGGGGCAGAGGCAGAGGCCACAGGAGAUAGGCCAUGCUUCAGGUAGGAAAUGCCCUUGGUCACCUCAGAACUCUAGAUCUGGGGGAAUAAACAAACCUUAUUUAUUACCCUACUCUCAAAGUUCCCUUCAAUCUGGACUAUUUGUGUUCCAAAGAAACAUUUAAUACUUUAGCUAUUCAGCAAUAUUGAGAAAAAAACAUGAAUACAUUUAUGACUUUGCCUUGACCAUUGACUUUUCUAAAAUGUGCUUCCUGUUCAUUUCCCUUUUUUUAUACAAAGAAAAUAGGCCAAAUUUCUCCUCUUAGGUCAUUCCUUAACCUCUCAGAGAACUAGUUUCCCUAUGAAUUGGGAAAUGCUCUCUUUACAGGGCUGUUUGGAUUGAAUAAGAUGCUGUUUAUAAAAUGUCUGUGCCAGGGCAAAGCAUAUGGUAGGUGCUUGGUGACAGCAUGAUCACCGUCACCACCAAGUCCAGUGUUGCUGAGAUGUCACACUUGACACCCUCUAAGGCUACCCUGACUGCCAGGAGUGGCGCAGGGCCCUUCUGCAGCCUCUGGGUGCCUUUAGUUAUAACCUCCUCUCUGGGUCAGACCAUUAGCUUUCAUGUCUGCUUCUAGCUACCACUAUAGCCUCCCUUCCUUUUUGGUUUCAAAUCUGUCAAAUCUGCCACAGCUGCCCUGCAACAAAAAAGAUUCCUAAGCAUGUCUAAGUCCUGUUUAAAUGGGUUAGGGUCCAAGCAAGCCCAGAGAAAUCAAGUGGUUGGGUCUUUUGUACCUUUUUCAUCUCUACAGCCCUGUUCUCUUCUAAAAGCCAGGCCCACAGGGGAUACUGAGGAACCACCAGCCCCUUCAGGUGGCACAGCAGACCCUGAAGAGAACUGCUCUAACCUAAGAACCUUCUGACUUCACCAUUUUUCCAGUCUCUGGGUGUGGUUCUGAUGAACCUUAAACUUGAAAGGGACAGCCAGAGGGAGGACAGUGUUGACCUGCAUGUCAUCGGUGAGGUUAUGACCUCUUUGCUAUUACCACCUACUUACCCACCUGAGGCUCCUAGGAAACAAUGAAUGAAAGGUACAGAAAAAAGGAAGUAAACAGGGCUUUUUUCCCCCUUUUAUGAAAAAAGUACACAAAAAUGUUGAAACAAUUCAAGUUUAAUUUGUUGAUAUAUGUCUGUACUUAGACAAACACUAAAUUCUACAACAUACGUAAUGUCAACAUGGGAAAAUACCAAGUUUGUCAUUGCACAUACCAAUAAAUAAAUACAUUUGCUCCAGAAUACCAAAGAAGUUUAUUCAAAAAGUCACUUAAUAAAAGCACAGUUUUGUAAAUUUGUC
This is a messenger RNA of Mandrillus leucophaeus (drill), 6003 nucleotides long. RefSeq names its product RIC3 acetylcholine receptor chaperone (gene RIC3). The record is from RefSeq and is a predicted model, not a curated record. Gene Ontology annotation, cellular component: neuron projection; intracellular membrane-bounded organelle; neuronal cell body. Gene Ontology annotation, biological process: protein localization to cell surface; synaptic transmission, cholinergic. Bases 234 to 1346 code for a protein of 370 amino acids. The transcript is spliced from 6 exons. NCBI's taxonomy places the organism in Eukaryota, Metazoa, Chordata, Mammalia, Primates, Cercopithecidae.